AUGAGCUCCAGCCUCGUCAACUCUUUGGCCAAAGUUUAUGAUCCCAAUCCUCUCCACGGUCAGAAGACGGUUGGAAGGAAGCUCUCGAUGAAUGGAUCGGAAAAGUCUCAGUCUGCUGCUGCCGCAGCGGCGGCGGCCUCCUCAUCGUCGUCCUCUUCCUUUCCCGUCGACGCUGCCCUGCGGAGCGUGGAGAGCCGGAUGGACUCCCUGAGCUCUCAGAUGGAGCGCCUCCUCAGCAUGCAGCACACCGUCCUGACCCGGCUGGACGGCCUCUCCCAGGACGUGACGGGCAUGGGCCGGGACCUGGCCUCCCUGCGCGAGGAGGGCCAGAGCAGGAGGCGCAGCUCGGGGAUGGAGGCGGCGUGCAGGGAGCUGCGCGGGGCCGUGGAGAGGGCGGGCGAGCGCCUGGACAGCCAGGGCCGAAGGCUGGAGGGGGUGGAGAGGCUGGUGGAGGGCACCCAGCAGGUCAUCAGCUUCAUCGGGGAGGUGGUGAAGAGCUCCAGGCUGGUGGAGCUCCUGUUCAGACAGCCCUCGAGCAAAGUCAACAAGAAGGCAAAGGAUGACAAGGACAAAUCCAAGCUGAGCCUGAAGGGCCUGAAAACCCAGAAGAAGAGGAAACCUCAGGACACAUCAGACGUCUCCUCACCCAGUGAGCCAGCGCUGCAGGAACAGGUGGAAAAACUCAACCGGCAGAACACCGAGCACUCCUACGCCAACGCCGAGGCCGACGGCCAGAGGAGGGAGGAGCCGGGGAGCCAGGCGCACCUGAUCCUGGACGGACCGCACGCCUCCGCCUCCGCCUCCGCCGCCGCCGCCGCCCCGUCACACGACAGGAAGGAGGAGGCCAAGGAAAGGUCGGACGAGGAAGACGAGCGGGAUGUGUUCCAGGACUCAGAGACUGAGGAGGAGGAGCGCAAAGAAGAGGAAGAAGAGGAGGGCGGAAAAGCAGAGGAUGAUGAGAAGAAAAGACAUAAAGGAAAAGCAGGGGAGGCAUCAACGGAUGUGUGCAAGACAUCUCUUCUGCCGCAGGAAAGCUCUGAGGAGGUGGGCGACGUUGCCACCUGCAGCAAACGUCGAGUCACGGAGGAGGACCUGGUGAAGGACGACCUGAAGAAGAGCCGGGUGGAGGACAGCGAGGUGAAACAAGCUGAGGAGGUGCAGCAGGAGGAGGCCGGGACGCAGGCCUCCAAACCUGAAGACGCAAAGACAGACGCUGAGGAGGAGGCGAAGGAGGCAGAAUCUACAAUGACCGAGUUCGUUAUCGAUUCAAGUCCUCCACCGCUGGCGCCUUUCGACCACCGCAUCGUGACCCCCAAACCUCACCAGAUAGCCACCUACUACACCAUCAACAGGGACGAGGUCCUGGGAGGAGGACGUUUUGGACAGGUCCACAAGUGCAUGGAGAACUCGUCUGGUCUGACGUUGGCUGCCAAGAUCAUCAAAGCCCGCAGCCAGAAGGAGAAGGAGGUGGUGAGGAAUGAAAUCCAGGUGAUGAACCAGCUGAAUCACGCCAACCUCAUCCAGCUGUACGCCGCCUUCGAGUCUCGCCACGACAUCAUCCUGGUCAUGGAAUACGUGGAAGGAGGAGAGCUGUUCGACCGCAUCAUCGACGAGAACUACAACCUGACGGAGCUGGACACGGUGCUGUUCAUACGUCAGAUCUGCGAGGGGCUGCAGUACAUGCACAAGAUGUACAUCCUGCAUCUCGACCUCAAGCCAGAGAACAUUCUGUGUGUGAGCAGAGCCACCAACAAGAUCAAAAUCAUUGACUUUGGCCUUGCCAGGAGGUACAAACCCAGAGAGAAGCUGAGGGUCAACUUUGGAACGCCUGAGUUUUUAGCUCCAGAAGUCAUAAACUACGAGUUUGUUUCAUUCCCCACAGACAUGUGGAGUCUGGGCGUCAUCACCUACAUGCUGCUCAGCGGCUUGUCUCCGUUUCUGGGGGACGACGACAACGAGACGCUGAACAACAUUCUGGCCUGCCAGUGGAACUUUGAGGAGGAGGAGUUCACGGACAUCUCGGACGAGGCCAAGGACUUCAUCACGCGCCUGCUGGUGAAGAGCAAGAGCUGGAGGAUGAGCGCGGCGGAGUCGCUCAGGCACCCCUGGCUGUCAGACCGGAGUCUGCACUACCGGUUAAAUCUGAAGAAAAACAAGUGCCACUCCACACAUGCUCCCCCACCAGAGAGCUAGACAGAAAACACUGUGAUGCCCUCAGCAUGCCUUUUGACAAUGUAGGGCCUCGGAGCCCAACACUGGACCAAUGCUGCUGUACCUGUAUCGCCGCCGGAUGACGACCCUCCGCCUCGCAUCCUCCUCGCGUCCGCUUCGUGCCACGGCUUGUAGCUCCGAGAUGAA
Molecule: messenger RNA, 2358 nt
Organism: Salarias fasciatus (jewelled blenny)
Lineage: Eukaryota; Metazoa; Chordata; Actinopteri; Blenniiformes; Blenniidae
Gene: mylk4b
Product: myosin light chain kinase family, member 4b
Exons: 13
Coding region: 1-2193 (730 amino acids)
Biological process (GO): protein phosphorylation
Molecular function (GO): protein kinase activity; ATP binding
Source: RefSeq, a predicted model, not a curated record